Messenger RNA from Echinostoma caproni, 438 nucleotides. The record is from the annotation of a GenBank genome assembly. Lineage: Eukaryota; Metazoa; Platyhelminthes; Trematoda; Plagiorchiida; Echinostomatidae.
AUGUGCGUGUGUAUUAUUAAUUUUGGUGAUUAUCAUCGUUGCGCUGCUCUUGAAAAAGGUCGUCAAGGUGCCAGUGGUACAGACCGGGAACGUCUGACUGCAAACGGAACGAAAAAGCCAAGGGCAUCCUAUAAUCGCGAUCAAUACACAAAGGCUUCUCGAGCACCAGUAGCUCACGACCUACCGCCAUCCGCUUUCCUUUGGUCUUAUCCGCCGAACAAUGUAGCCGAAUCGGAAUCCAAUAUGGUUCAAGCUAGUCCACAUGUUCUUGAUUCUGACUACGGCUAUGAUGCAGUUUAUCCGAGCCAAUGCUGUUCCCAUUGCAAGCGCAGCAUUGGCUGUUGUCGCAGGAGCCAGUGGAGUUGGCCGGGGUCCCGUAAAGCGCGCGCUGUCUCAAACAGACGAUCCACAGUAACAAUAUGCGGAGUUGGCGCUUGA